This is a messenger RNA of Corythoichthys intestinalis (scribbled pipefish), 5116 nucleotides long. RefSeq names its product SPRY domain-containing SOCS box protein 4-like. Gene Ontology annotation, cellular component: SCF ubiquitin ligase complex. Gene Ontology annotation, biological process: proteasome-mediated ubiquitin-dependent protein catabolic process. The coding region runs from base 1356 to 2216 and encodes 286 amino acids. NCBI's taxonomy places the organism in Eukaryota, Metazoa, Chordata, Actinopteri, Syngnathiformes, Syngnathidae. The transcript is spliced from 4 exons. Gene Ontology annotation, molecular function: protein binding. The record is from RefSeq and is a predicted model, not a curated record.
GUUCCUGUUGCAUCAAUAGGAUAUUUUAAAUAAAUAAUGGACAUAAAUUUGUUUGGCUACUGUAUUAAGUAGUAAUGUGCGAUGCAUUGAUAAUCGCGAUAAUUGCAAUAACCGCGAUCAUCGUCAAUACCGUGAUCAUCGUUUAAUAAUCGGAUCGCAGCACCCUGAAUCGUAAUCGAAUCGAAUCGUGGGGUGCCUAAGAUGGCACACCCCUAGUAGACGACCAACCUGCACACUUCAAAUUAGGGGUGUGGCAAAAAUAUCGAAAUGGUGAUAUGCAGUGAUGUGAAAAAAUUGGGACAAACUAUGGAAGCCUGUGUAUUUUCUAACAUAUUUGGUCAUGUGGAUAUUUAAUAGGGGUGUAACGGUACACAAAAAUCUCGGUUCGGUACGUACCUCGGUUUUGAGGUCACGGUUCGGUUCAUUUUCGGUACAAUAAGAAAACAAAAUGCAAAAUAUAAAUGUGCUAGUUGUUUAUUACACACUUUAGUGCUUUCAACAAUAGGAACAGUAGCCUUUUCAAAGCUAGAAUUCUGCUCAAAAGGUAGCGGGUGUUUAAAGAUAAUAAUCCAACAACAAUUUGCCUUUCAGACCCUGCGUAUUGGUCAGCUUUCUGAAAGAAAGAAGAAAAAAGAAGUCCUCUGCUAAAGGGAAAAGCAAUCCCAAUGACAAAGAUUUUAACAUGUAUUUUCCAAACGAAAUGCCUCAAUGAAUCAUUUUUUUUUUUCUUAUGAACGGUUUUCAAAAGCUUUAUUGGUGGAUUUUCUCAAGUUAAAGCGCCACACAGAAAGUAAUAGAUUUAAUUGUGUAAGCAAGAUCUGUGUAUUAUUCUUAUUAUUUAAUUACAGGUGUUUUAACAUUUUAUUUAAAUGGACUAUUAUUUAUUUUAUUAUGUGUUUAUAUUUUACAAAUGUGAUGUAGUAUUCAUUUAUAUUGUAUAUUUUAUGUUGUAUAACUUUAGUUCCUAUGUGAUUAGUUCCUACUUGUUUUGUUGUGGUAGGAAGGUUUUGUAUUGAACACGGGGCCGUGUUGGUUAUUAUUAUAGCAGAGAAGACAGCAGUAAAUCAACAAAGACAAGUCAACUGUGCCCCGAUCUACCACUCAAGAGAUCUGAUGGACUCAAAAAGGUGCACAUUUGAGACCUUGGCACCUAGGGAGUUAGUUGGAUCCUCCUGGAAAAUUGAGUUUUGGCAGGAGCACCUAUGUUCUCCUGAAGAGGCAUGAAAGCAGAGCACAUUGUUUUUUCACGGGAACUACCACACCUCAGUAGCGACGUCUCACUUCAGCAUUGAUGAGGUAACGCCGCGCCGCGCGAACAGCACCCUCCCCGUUCGGCCACACGUUCCAUCCCGGCCAUGGGCCAGAAAAUUUCCGGCGGCAUCAAAUCCGUGGACGGACGCGGGGAAAGCGGCAGCUCCCCGUCCUACCGGCCCGCGGCUCACCGUGGGCAGCACCCGGAACUAAGAGGCCCGGAUUUCUCCAAACCCCCGAGACUGGAUCUGCUCCUGGAUAUGCCUUGCGCCACCUUGGACACGCAACUCCGUCACGCGUGGAACGCGGACGACCGCUCGCUGAACAUUUUUAUCAAAGAGGAGGAUAAGUUGACGUUUCACCGCCACCCGGUGGCUCAGAGCACGGACUGCAUACGGGGACGGGUGGGUUACACGAGAGGCCUCCACGUUUGGAGGAUUCACUGGCCCUGCCGUCAGCGCGGAACCCACGCGGUGGUCGGAGUGGCCACUUCCGAAGCCCCUUUGCACUCUGUGGGGUACACCGCCUUGGUGGGGUCGGACUGCGAGUCCUGGGGCUGGGAUCUGGGACGGAACCGCCUCUAUCACGACAGCAAGAACCGGGCCCACGGCUCGCUGCCGUCUUACCCUUCUUUCCUGGAGCCGGAGGAGGCCUUCACCCUGCCGGACUCGCUGCUGGUCAUUCUGGACAUGGACGAAGGCACGCUGAGCUUCAUGGUGGAAGGGCAGUAUUUAGGAGUGGCCUUCCGGGGAUUGAAAGGCAAGAAACUACAUCCCAUCGUCAGCGCCGUGUGGGGCCAUUGUGAGAUAUCCAUGAAGUACAUCAACGGACUCGAUCCCGAGCCACUUCCUCUGACGGACCUCUGUCGCCGCGCUGCCCGCCUGGCGUUGGGUCGAGAGCGCCUUCAGGAGAUCGAGAGCCUCCCUCUACCCGAGUCACUGAAAAAUUACCUCCAGUACCAGUAACGGACACCAGCGGAACCCAUCGGGCGAGCGGGAAACGCUCGCCUCCUCUAUGGACUUGAAAUAAAUUAUUGACGCAGAGGAAGGAGAAAGCGGACGACUGUUGCCAUCUAGUGGCAGGAAAGCGAACCGCGCAGGGAAAGCACACUCGUCCUCGCCCCGGAGGCCUUGGCCGCGAGCCCGCCGGCUCUCACGCGGGCGACGAGAGGAUCGGAGCACAAAUGUAUUAUUUUUCUUUUGAAACUCGGCGCCCAAAACGAGCGCUCUUCGGGUCGAAGACGGACGGCCGCUCUCGUGGACUUGACACUUUUACUGCAUACACUGACGCAGCGUUUUUAACUUAUUUGCCAUGAAGUCUUAAGUCUUUUGACGGCGUGUGUUUCGUUGCUCCGUUUAAAUCGAAACUAAGGCAAAUUUCAGCACAAUUUUGGGUUACUGAACAGGAAGUUACACAAUAAUGUCCCUAAAUGAAUAGACAUCCAGUCAUACUGAAUUGGACGUCUACGACCGUCAAUGUCGGCCAAUACAAGGCAAUGAGAGUUCAUUUUGGGGCAUUUCUCAUUAUUUCCUGUUGAUUUUCGGUCACUUCCUUUUGGGGCAUUUAAGGGUGACUUCCUGUUGAUUUUUGGGUGACUGAAAAGGAAGAAUGUCCCCAAAUGAAUAGGAAAUAACUCAAACUCAACAGGAAUUCACCUGUAAAUGCCCUAAAAUGAACAGGAAGUGAGCUGUAAAUGCCCACAAAAGAAUGCUCUGGUUUCAGUGCCAUUGAUGGCGCUAGACGUCCAAUGCAAUCAAAACAAAUUUGACCUUUAUGGCCGUCAGUGGCAACAAAUAUCAAACAAUGACUUAAUUUUGAGGCAUUUCACAUCAGGUCCUGUUUAUUUUUGGUCAUCUUAAAGCUCGUUUCCUGUUGAUUUUGCGGCAUUUACUGGUCACUUCCUGUUCAUUUUUGGUUACUAAACAGGAAGUAACUCAAGAAUGUCUCCAAAUGAAUCGGAUGUUUUUGUAGCUAUGUGGCUUUUUUAAAAAAAAAUUUAUUUGCAAUGUGAUAAAAUUGAUUUUGCAAUUUGGCAAAAUGUAUUUUGACAUGUGGCAUUUUUUUGGGUAUGUAGCAAAAUGGAUUUUGCUUUGCGGCAUUUAUGUUUUUGGGUAUGUUGCACUUUUUUAUGUCCAUGCUACUGACGACAAUGCACGUCCAAAUUUUCCAUUCAUUUUAAAUGGCGGAAAAACGUGUGGCUGUGAUUUUUGACCAUCCACUUACAUUUACAGCACACAUUCAACUGGCACCCAAGUCAGGCUAUGCUAUUGACAGCUAUGUGCGUCCAAAUUUUCCAUUCAUAUUAAAUGGCAGACAAACUAAAAUCCAUUUUAACACGUGGCAAAAUUAAUUUUGCCACAUGGCAAAAUCCCAUUUUGUCACAUGGCAAAAUCAAUUUUGCCACAUGGCAAAAAAUAAAUGCCAAAUGGCAAAAUAGACUGCCACAUGGCAAAAAAAAAAAAAAUGCCCUAUGGCAAAAUCCAUUUUGCCACAUGGCAAAAAAAAUGCCACAUGGCGAAAUAUUUUGCCACAUGCCAAAAAAAAGCCAAAUGGCAAUAUAGAUUUUGCCACAUGGCAAAAAAAAAAAAUGCAGAAUGGCAAAAUAGAUUUUGCCACAUGGCAAACAAAUGCCAAAUGGCAAAAAAAUGCCAGAUGGCGAAAUCAAUUUUGCCACAGGGCAAAAAAAAUGCCAAAUGGCACAUUCCAUUUUGCCACAUGGCAAAAAAAUGCCACAUGGCAAAAAAUGCCAUAUGGCAAAAUAGAUUUUGCCACAUGGCGAAAAAAAUGCCACAUGGCGAAAUAUUUUGCCACAUGGCAAAAAAAAAAAUUCCAAAUGGCAAAAUAGAUUUUGCCACAUGGCAAAAAAAAUGCCAGAUGGCAAAAUCAAUUUUGCUACAUGGCAAAAAAAAAAAAAAAAAGCCAAACGGCAAAUAGAUUUUAGCACAUGGCAAAAAAAAUGCCACAUGGCGAAAUCAGUUUUGCCACAUUGCAAAAAAAAAAAACAGUUGGCAUUAUUUUGCAAUUUUGCCACAUGGCGAAAUACAUUUUGCCACAUGCCAAAAAAUGCCAAAUGGGAAAAUAGAUUUUAACACAUUGCAAAAAUGCCACAUGGAAAAAUAGAUUUUUCCACAUGGCUAAAACAUGCCACAUGGCAAAAUCCACUUUGCCACAUUGCAACAACAAAAAAAAAGCCGCAUGGCAAAAUCCAUUGCAACAAAAAAAUGCCACAUGGCAAAAUCCAUUUUGCCACAUGGCAAAUAUCACCUUUGGUUCUCGGCCCUGCUGCAAGAAUGUCCAUAAAUGAAUAGGAAGUGACUUAAAACCUGUCUAUUUUUUCAUUUAAAACUGACAACUUUUUUAAACGAUAUAUGGAUUCUUAUUGGGAACAUUUCGAUAACCUUUUGGGCUAGAAAGUAUCGCGAUAUAUCACCUUUUCGAUAUAUCGUCACACCCCUGAGGAGUUGCCGAUUCAAAAUCUGUUUUCUCUAGUCGUCACUUAUGAGCGGUUUCUUCGAUUGCACUGGACAGGACGCUAAAUGUAUUUUGACCAAAGUAUUCCAUGUCAGGAAGCCAUGUCGAGUUAACACACAUGCAGUACAUCGAGACGAGACCGGAUCUGUUUUCGCGCGCACAAACACACACUGUAGAACGAUCACGUUUCAUUUAUGAAAAAUGCUUGAGUCACUUUUUUUGUUUGUUUUUUAACCUCCGAGUUUGUAUUUUUGACUCAUUGGAUGGCGUUGACGGCGAUAGAUGUCUAAUUAAUUUGGGCUAAAAUGAACUGAAUAUCAAUCGCUGUCAAUGGCAGCCAAAUAGUUAAUAUUAUUGUGUGGAUUCUGAUGUCAAUAGCGUUUUUUUUUUUUUU